AUGCGGAGGUCAUACUCAGGUUGCGAGCAGGGUUUUGGUUUUGAAAAGAAGAGCCUCGAGCUAAGAGGUCGAGUCAAAAGACAAGGGAGAAAGAAGGAUUUGGAUGAAGUUGAGACCAGUGCAAAAGAUAUGGAGAGUAAGAGUGUAAGAAGAAAAAGAUUGAAACUCAAGGUGAAAGGUAAGCUUAGACACUUUCUUUGGAAGUCUUACAAUGGAAUACUUCCUGUCAACUUAAAGCUCAUCAGAAGAGGAAUGAUAAUCGAUCCAAUUUGUCAUGGGUGUGGAGAGGAGGAAGAUUCUAUUGAGCAUGUCAUGUUUAAUUGUGUUAGGGGUAUAAGAGUGUGGAGGCUGUCACAAGUGAAUUGGGAAGGGCUUGAAACACAUUGCAACAGUUUUAAAGCUUGGUGGUGGAAUGCGUGUAAAAUAGGUAGAAGGAUAAUUUCUGAAGAAAUACUUCAACUGACCACGAAUAUUUUGUGGUGGUUAUGGAAGUCUAGAAAUUUGUGGAAGUUCAUGCAGAAGUGGAUGCCUGAGCAGGAAGUGGUAGCAGCAACAUGA
Molecule: messenger RNA, 558 nt
Organism: Striga asiatica
Lineage: Eukaryota; Viridiplantae; Streptophyta; Magnoliopsida; Lamiales; Orobanchaceae
Source: the annotation of a GenBank genome assembly